CAUUCCAGCCGCCCGGAGCCAAAGUACGCUUUGCAAGCGGCUGCAUCGGAGCUGCUCCUCUGGAGAGCCACACAUGGAGAAGAUGACUCUCUCUGCUCUGCUGAUCUUGCUCCUGACUUACGGUCCAGCCAUAGGAGAUGGAAAUCUCUGGCAACUUAGCAAGAUGAUCAGGCAUGCUACUGGCAAAACUGCCAUAUUUAACUAUUCCACCUAUGGGUGUUACUGCGGACUAGGGGGCCACGGACAGCCGGUGGAUCUGACGGAUUGGUGUUGCCAUCAGCAUGACUGCUGCUACCACAAAGUGGAGAAGGCGGGCAUUAAUCCCAAGUGGGCCCAAUAUUCUUACACGAUGCAUCUCGGGACGGUCAGAUGUGUGUUUUCUGUGACCAGCAGCAGCCUCAUCAACUUCAAGGUGAUGAUCGAAAGAAUUACCAAGAAAAACGCUCUCAUCUAUUUCAACGGCUACGGAUGCUACUGUGGAAAGGGAGGGAAAGGGAAGCCACGGGACAAGACCGACAUGUGCUGCUAUAAGCACGACUGCUGUUACGAGAGACUGCACAACCAGACCUGCCACCCCUUCAUCGAUCACUACAGAUACUUGAUCAUCAACCAGGACGUCAUGUGCCGGUAUAAGAAAAAGUCCGACUGCUCGGAAGGGGCCUGCGAGUGUGACCGGCGAGCCGCCCUCUGCUUCAGGAAAGAAGCCAACACGUACAACAGGAAACUCAAACGUUACCCGGCAGUCUUGUGCAAGGAGAAGACCCCCAAGUGUCCUAGUGGCAAAAAACACAAGCACACAUUGUGGAGUCCAUGAAGGGCUGAAGGUUUUCAAAAUGAUUGAAAUGGAAUAAAAACGAAACAAAACGUGUUCUUAUAAAAUGUGGUUCAAAAGCAGCAUGGGAUCCCUGAAGAUGUGAACACUGCUUUUGAGGACUAGGAAUGUGUUUUCUUAUUCAUUAUAUUUUCAGCCCACCCUUUCACCCAUGGGCUCAGGGCCAUGCAUAUUGUGUGCCUCCAUCCCUCCCUGGA
Hemicordylus capensis (graceful crag lizard) is the source of this 1029-nucleotide messenger RNA. RefSeq names its product basic phospholipase A2 PL-Y-like. Gene Ontology annotation, molecular function: phospholipid binding; calcium ion binding. Lineage: Eukaryota; Metazoa; Chordata; Lepidosauria; Squamata; Cordylidae. Gene Ontology annotation, biological process: phospholipid metabolic process; lipid catabolic process; arachidonate secretion. Bases 74 to 814 code for a protein of 246 amino acids. The transcript has 7 exons. The record is from RefSeq and is a predicted model, not a curated record.